AUGCAAGAAGACAAAAAGUAAAAUUUAUAUAGAGACGGCCUCUUCAAAAUCGUGAUUAUUGGUGACUCAGGGGUCGGAAAGUCUUGCUUGUUAGCCAGAUACACAUAUGAGCAGUUUGACGAAGCUCACAUUGUUACAAUAGGAGUAGAUUUUCAAAUUCGGACUUUAAACGUGGAUGGUAAAAAUAUUAUGCUUCAAAUAGUAAUUUUUAUUCAGUGAGAUACAGCUGGCCAAGAGAGAUUUCGAACGAUCAUCACAGGGUAUUACCGAAAUGCUGAUGGGGUAAUUUUUGUUUUUGACAAAACUAAUAGAGAAAGUUUUAACCAUAUAGACGACUGGGUAAAAGAAGUAGACAAAUUUUCAGGGACUUGCAUGGCAAGAAUUUUGGUAGGGAGUAAGUCUGAUAUGCCUGGAGGUGUUAGUAAAGAAGAAGCAGAAGAAAAAGCAAACAAAUUCGGAUUUAAAUAUGUUGAAUCAAGUGCUAAAAAAAACUACCAAGUAGAUUUGAUUUUUGAAUCAAUUGCAAAAUCACUUAUACAAAUCCAGGAUAAACCCAAAAGAGAGUCGACAAGGCUUAGCAAAGCUCCCGCAAAGAAAAAAAAGAAAUGCUGCUAACUCGUCCCCUUCGCAAGCGACCAAAAUUCGUCACAGAGGGGGUUAUAAAUUUUAAAAAAAUAUAUAUUUUUUGAAAUCUGCAAAAAUCCCAAUAUGCAAAAAUGGGAAGCGAAAAUUAAUUUAUAUUUUAAAAUGCAAGUUGUUAAAAAUUCAGCUGAAUCAACUAGAGAUUUCAUUAUACUAAUUAUCAUUUAUCAAAAUAUUUUUUUUUUCAUAAAAAAUUUGUUUUAUCCGCUCACAGAGGCGUUUUUUAUUUUAACAGAAUAGGAUUUUUCCAAUGGUUUUGUUUGCUAUGGAGAGGGAGUAA
Molecule: messenger RNA, 922 nt
Organism: Blepharisma stoltei
Lineage: Eukaryota; Ciliophora; Heterotrichea; Heterotrichida; Blepharismidae
Source: the annotation of a GenBank genome assembly